Exophiala mesophila is the source of this 1524-nucleotide messenger RNA. RefSeq lists its product as uncharacterized. Gene Ontology annotation, biological process: DNA-templated transcription. The record is from RefSeq and is a predicted model, not a curated record. The transcript is spliced from 7 exons. Gene Ontology annotation, molecular function: DNA binding; zinc ion binding. Lineage: Eukaryota; Fungi; Ascomycota; Eurotiomycetes; Chaetothyriales; Herpotrichiellaceae. Bases 1 to 1524 code for a protein of 507 amino acids.
AUGAGCAUCCUCGCCGUCACGGUGCGUCUGGUCGAUAGCGCUAGAGCACUUCUUCCUGCUUCCGAGCGCGAUACAGCUGGCGAAGCCUACUUUGAGCUUGCACAAGAUUUCAUCAGGAUCAGCAAGAACAAAUUGGAUAUUCGGCAUAUCCUCGCUCUAUAUCAUCUUGCACUAUUUGCCGAGGGUCGGACUGGCUCUGCAGGGUCUGUUUCCAGCUUCGUUGCAGAGGCUGUAGGGCUAGCCUUCACUACUGGAUUGCAUCGUAGUACGAAGGAAUUCAAUAUGGAUCCAGUGACAUUACAGAUUCGUACCCGUUUAUUCUGGGCUCUUUACACUUUAGACACUGCACUGGCAUAUUCUCAAGGACGUCCACCUCUGAUUCGUUUGUCAGAAUGUAGCGUAGACCUCCCUGCCAUCGUCGACAACGUGUACAUCAAGAAAACGGAGAUUCUCCCCCAGCCGGAAGACGAUCCGCCCCUCGCCAUGGCUGCGGCUGUAAAGAUGAUUGAAAUCUAUAUUGUCCUAGAGCAGGUACUCUCUGCAAUUAAUGCUCCGUCAAAAACACCUGCAGCAGCACUCUCCUUGGACAAUAAUACUCUAGAUCGUGGCGAUCUCAUGAGGCGGGCGCAAAAUCGGCUUGAAGAGAUUGAACGUGACCUUCCACCUUAUAUAUCGCAACUGGAUGUAACGCCGAGUGCCACCUCGAAAUUCUUUCAUUCGUGUCGGGUGAGAACUGUUCUGCAAUUCGUGAGAACAUUGAUAGCCCGUCAAGCUCUUAUCGACGAGUUGGACGCUGGGACAGAACUGUCUACCAGAGCAGCCAGCUUCGCUACAUCAGAAGCCUGUCGCGUCUCAGUGGAUACCAUCAAGACCUACUCCCGAUUACGACACCUUGGCCUCCUUCGUUUCUGUGGCUUUCACGCAGUAUCCCAUGUCACCGCUGCCGCGCAUACGCUCAUUGCAUGUAUGCUGAAGAGCUCCGACCUUGCCUUCGAGCAUCGACCCGACUUGCUCACAGCCAUUGACAUUCUACUGGUAUUUUCAUCGCCCUUUCCAGAUGUGGAGACCAUCGGUCAGCUACUUGUACAGCUCUCUCGCACGCUUGACCACAAUCAUGGGUCUAAUAGUCAGAGUGAAGCCGUAGCCAUCCGAGUCCUCGCUCGAAGAAUGGCCCGUUCUCCAACAAGGGCUGAGCCUCGAGACUCGGAAGGGACUACUUCUUGGCCGUUAUGGGAAGACGACGAAGAUCCGAGCCUUAACAUCGACCUUGUCUCGAGACUUAGCGUUCGGCCUCAAGCUCCACCUGCCCUUGCUUAUGGACAAUCAACUCUUUCAGAGAAGCGUCUUAUGUCUACCCCUCAAGAAGCCUCGUCAACUUUUAAUUCCAUAAAUGACAGCUCGGCUUGGCUAGCGCACAUCCCUGUCGAAUCGAUCGAGCCACAAUGGAUGACCGAUGCCACAGACCACGCGGUUUGGGGAGAUAGCUUCUCUUUCUUGAACGAUGGACUUUUCAGCAAGCUGUAA